Molecule: messenger RNA, 1225 nt
Organism: Schizophyllum commune H4-8
Lineage: Eukaryota; Fungi; Basidiomycota; Agaricomycetes; Agaricales; Schizophyllaceae
Product: acyl-CoA N-acyltransferase
Exons: 5
Coding region: 41-1162 (373 amino acids)
Biological process (GO): small GTPase-mediated signal transduction
Cellular component (GO): cytoplasm
Molecular function (GO): guanyl-nucleotide exchange factor activity; aralkylamine N-acetyltransferase activity
Source: RefSeq, a predicted model, not a curated record
GUUCCUCCACCUUCGGCUCUCGAAUCAGAACCUGAGCACCAUGGCCGACCUCGACCUCCUCUUCGCCCCCGUCCCCGCCUCCGAUCUCGAGACCGCCAUCGCCAUCGAGAAAGCCAGCUACCCAGAGGAUGAGGCGGCGACCCUGGAAGGAUUCAGAUAUCGCCAAUCCCAGGCGCCCGAUCUCUUCUUAGGCGCCUAUCUGCCUGCACGCCCGGAUGGCACGCCAUCUCGCACCCUCAUCGGCUAUAUCUGCGCCACCACCUCUCCUGCGUCGACACUCACGCACGAGUCCAUGUCCAAUCACGUCCCCGGCGCGUCCUCCGUGUGCAUUCACUCCGUGUGCGUCGCGCCGGAGUACAGGCGGCGAGGGAUUGCGCUUCGGCUGCUCAAGGAGUACGUCGCGAGGCUGGAGUCACAGAUGAGCACACCCUACACCCGCAUCCUCCUCAUCGCGCACGACGACCUCGUCCCGCUGUACGAGAAGGCCGGGUUCACGCUGGUCGGACCGAGCAAGGUGCAGCAUGGGGCACGGCCGUGGUUUGAGAUGAAGAGGGAGUUGAGGGAGGGUGUGCUGUCGCGCGAGGCGGCGAAGGAGCUCCCGCCUGCACAAGCUGUGCCACCAGCACCUCAAGCACCACCUGCGCAGAGCGAUCCUCAACAACCGCAGUCCCUCCCGCCCGGGCUGUUCGAGGCUCUCCAGCGCUCCUCGACGCGUACAAGGCCGUCCGGAAAGCUGCUCAGUGAGCUGCCAGGCGGGAUGGCGGAUGUGGUGGAGGCGAGUGCGGACAAGCCAGGUGCAAUGGUCAACAAACACGACCUGCUCUGCCCGCGCGAAGGCUGCGGAAGCAUCAUCUUGAAGGCCGGGGCCGCGACGUGGACGGAGAGGGCGUCGGUACAUAUGGAGCCGGCGGGUAGUGCCCCCAAUCCCCACCUCGCCGCCCUGCCUCCGCCGCCGGAGACGACGCAGUGGUGGCUGGUGACCGGGUCGAUGAUGACGUUUGAGAACAUUGGGUUCUCGAAUACGAUUCCGAGUGCGGAGAAGGGAGGCGCCUCAAUGAAGUUGCUCACUUGCGCUGAGUGCGAUCUGGGUCCCCUUGGGUGGAACGAGGUGGGAGGUAAAGAAUUCUGGUUAGCUGCUGCUAGGGUAGCGUACAGGGGGUAAACCCUGUUGUUAAGAUAGAAAUAAUGUAUCGAUAUCUUCUCUCAUCCGAGGACGGGGAAAAAC